AGAGGCCGGGAGCCGGCGGGUCGGGGCGCGGAGGCGGCCUCGGCGGGAGGAGGGCGCGGCCGGCGGGAGGGGCCGGGGCGGCGCCGGGAGGGACGCGCACGGCAGCGCGGCCGCCUGGCCCAGCAGGUGACCGCGGGCCGGGGCUGGAGCCGGAGCGGAUAGCCGGCGGCGCGGCGGGGAGACGGCGCGCGGGGCCGGGCGAAGUUUGCCGGAACAUGGCGGAAGAGCCUGGGGCGCGCAGGAGCGCGGCGCGGCGGCGUCCGGAGCCCCGGGAGUUGUAGCCGCCGCAGCCGCAGCAGCCGCCGCGGGGCGAGGUCGCCGCCAUGGCCCGUUGGAUCCCGACCAAGAGGCAGAAGUACGGGGUUGCGAUCUAUAACUACAACGCCUCUCAAGAUGUGGAGCUGUCCUUGCAGAUCGGAGACACGGUUCACAUCCUGGAGAUGUAUGAGGGUUGGUACAGAGGAUAUACCCUCCAAAAUAAAUCGAAGAAGGGUAUCUUCCCGGAAACGUAUAUCCAUUUGAAAGAAGCCACUGUGGAAGACCGCGGGCAACAUGAGACCGUGAUUCCCGGGGAGCUCCCACUGGUGCAGGAGCUCACCUCGACUUUGCGGGAAUGGGCUGUCAUCUGGCGUAAGCUCUACGUGAGCAACAAGAUCAUGCUCUUCCGCCAACUGCAGCAGAUGACGUACAGCCUGAUUGAGUGGCGGUCCCAGAUUCUGUCUGGAACCCUGCCCAAGGACGAACUGGCAGAGCUCAAGAAGAAGGUCACUGCCAAAAUCGAUCACGGGAACAGAAUGCUGGGCUUGGAUCUGGUCGUGCGGGACGACAACGGGAACAUCUUGGACCCGGAUGAAACCAGCACCAUCGCCCUCUUCAAGGCGCAUGAAAUGGCCUCGAAAAGGAUUGAGGAAAAGAUCCAGGAAGAGAAGUCCAUCCUGCAGAACCUGGACUUACGGAGCCAAUCCAUCUUCAGUGCUGUCCACACCUACGGCCUGUAUGUCAACUUCAAGAACUUUGUCUGCAACAUCGGGGAAGAUGCAGAGUUGCUCAUGGCCCUCUAUGACCCGGACCAGUCCACGUUCAUCAGUGAGAACUACCUGAUUCGUUGGGGCAGCAGUGGAAUGCCCAAGGAAAUAGAGAAGCUCAACAAUCUUCAGGCGGUCUUUACUGACCUCAGCAGCACAGACCUCAUCCGGCCCCGCAUCAGCCUCGUGUGCCAAAUCGUCCGGGUCGGCCACAUGGAGCUGAAGGAGGGCAAAAAGCACACCUGUGGACUCCGAAGACCCUUUGGAGUGGCAGUGAUGGAUAUUACCGAUAUCAUACAUGGGAAGGUGGAUGAUGAAGAAAAGCAGCAUUUUAUUCCCUUUCAGCAAAUUGCCAUGGAAACCUAUAUCCGGCAGAGGCAGCUAAUCAUGUCGCCCCUGAUAACAUCCCAUGUGAUUGGGGAGAAUGAGCCGCUCACUUCAGUCUUGAAUAAGGUGAUAGCAGCCAAGGAAGUCAAUCACAAAGGACAAGGACUUUGGGUUUCGUUGAAGCUAUUGCCAGGCGACCUCACGCAGGUUCAGAAAAACUUCUCACACUUAGUGGAUAGAUCCACAGCAAUCGCCCGGAAAAUGGGCUUUCCUGAAAUAAUCCUUCCAGGAGACGUUCGGAAUGAUAUUUAUGUCACCCUGAUCCACGGGGAGUUUGACAAAGGGAAAAAGAAGACACCGAAGAACGUGGAGGUGACCAUGUCCGUGUAUGAUGAGGAGGGCAGGCUCUUGGAGAAAGCAAUUCAUCCUGGUGCUGGGUACGAAGGCAUUUCUGAGUACAAGUCAGUGGUCUACUACCAAGUCAAGCAGCCCUGUUGGUAUGAGACUGUGAAGGUAUCCAUUGCUAUAGAAGAGGUCACACGCUGUCAUAUAAGAUUUACCUUCCGACACAGGUCGUCUCAGGAAUCCAGAGAUAAAUCAGAGCGCGCCUUUGGGGUGGCCUUCGUGAAGCUGAUGAACCCGGAUGGCACCACUCUGCAGGAUGGGAGGCACGAUCUGGUGGUUUAUAAGGGUGACAACAAGAAAAUGGAAGAUGCCAAGUUCUACCUGAGCCUGCCUGGAACCAAGGCAGAGAUGGAAGAAAAGGAGCUCCAAGCAUCCAAAGCCCUAGCCAACUUUACACCCACCAAGGAUAGCACAAAAGAUAGCUUUCAGAUCGCCACACUCAUCUGCUCUACAAAGCUCACCCAGAACGUUGACCUGUUAGGCUUGUUAAAUUGGCGUUCGAACUCCCAGAACAUUAAACACAACUUAAAGAAGUUAAUGGAGGUGGAUGGAGGAGAGAUUGUUAAGUUUUUGCAAGAUACGCUCGAUGCACUUUUUAACAUAAUGAUGGAAAUGUCAGACAAUGAAACAUAUGACUUCCUUGUGUUUGAUGCACUGGUGUUUAUUAUUUCACUGAUAGGAGACAUCAAGUUCCAGCAUUUUAAUCCGGUCCUGGAGACCUACAUCUACAAACAUUUCAGUGCCACGCUGGCCUAUGUGAAACUCUCCAAGGUACUGAACUAUUACGUGGCGAAUGCAGAUGACUCCAGCAAGACAGAGUUGCUUUUUGCCGCCUUGAAAGCCUUAAAGUACUUGUUUCGAUUCAUCAUCCAAUCCAGAGUGCUCUACUUGAGAUUUUAUGGCCAGAGCGAAGAUGGAGAUGAAUUUAGUAACUCAAUCCGCCAUUUAUUUCUUGCUUUCAAUACACUGAUGGACAGGCCUCUGGAGGAAGCUGUCAAGAUCAAGGGGGCAGCCUUGAAGUACCUUCCUAGCAUCAUUAAUGAUGUCAAACUUGUGUUUGAUCCUGUGGAGCUCAGUGAGCUCUUCUGCAAGUUCAUCCUGAGCAUCCCUGACAACCAGUUAGUUCGACAGAAGCUGAACUGCAUGACUAAGAUAGUAGAGAGCAAUCUUUUCCGGCAGUCAGAGUGCAGAGAUGUGCUGCUGCCCCUGCUGAUAGACCAGCUCAGCGGCCAGUUAGACGACAACUCCAGCAAGCCUGACCAUGAGGCCAGCUCGCAGCUUCUGAGCUACAUCCUGGAAGUGCUGGACAGGAAGGAUGUGGGCCCCACAGCGAUGCAUAUCCAGCUGAUAAUGGAACGGCUGCUGAGAAGGAUUAACCGGACCGUCAUUGGGAUGAGCCGACAGUCUCCCCACAUUGGGAGUUUUGUUGCCUGCAUGAUUGCCAUCCUGCGGCAGAUGGAUGACAGCCACUACAGCCACUAUAUCAGCACUUUCAAAACCAGACAAGACAUCAUCGACUUCCUCAUGGAAACUUUUAUCAUGUUUAAGGAUCUAAUUGGAAAGAAUGUUUAUGCCAAAGACUGGAUGGUCAUGAAUAUGAUGCAGAGCAGAGUUUUCCUCCGUGCCAUAAACCAGUUUGCUGAGGUUCUCACAAAAUUCUUCAUGGAUCAGGCAAGCUUUGAACUUCAGCUCUGGAACAAUUACUUCCAUUUGGCAGUAGCAUUUCUCACCCAUGAGUCCCUUCAGCUUGAAACCUUCUCACAAGCCAAGCGCAACAAAAUCGUGAAAAAAUAUGGGGACAUGAGAAAGGAAAUCGGCUUUAGGAUCCGGGACAUGUGGUAUAACCUGGGUCCCCACAAAAUCAAAUUCAUCCCAUCCAUGGUGGGUCCCAUUCUGGAGGUCACACUGACCCCUGAAGUAGAGCUCCGGAAAGCCACCAUCCCCAUUUUCUUUGAUAUGAUGCAGUGUGAGUUCAAUUUCAGUGGAAACGGCAAUUUCCAUAUGUUUGAGAAUGAGUUGAUCACAAAGCUGGACCAAGAGGUUGAAGGGGGCAGAGGAGAUGAACAAUACAAGGUCCUUCUGGAAAAACUGCUCCUAGAACACUGCCGGAAACAUAAAUACCUCUCCAGCUCCGGAGAAGUAUUCGCGCUCCUGGUCAGCAGCCUCUUAGAGAAUCUCUUGGACUACAGAACCAUCAUCAUGCAUGAUGAGAGCAAGGAAAACCGCAUGAGCUGUACUGUUAACGUGCUGAAUUUUUACAAAGAAAAGAAGAGAGAAGACAUCUACAUAAGAUAUUUGUACAAGCUUCGGGAUUUGCACCGGGACUGUGAGAACUACACGGAAGCUGCCUACACGCUCCUCCUCCAUGCUGAGCUCCUGCAGUGGUCCGACAAGCCCUGUGUACCCCAUUUGCUUCAGAGGGACAGUUACUAUGUAUAUACCCAGCAAGAGCUUAAAGAGAAGCUGUAUCAAGAAAUCAUAUCAUAUUUUGACAAAGGCAAAAUGUGGGAGAAGGCAAUUAAGUUGAGCAAAGAGUUGGCGGAGACUUAUGAGAGCAAAGUAUUCGACUACGAGGGUCUGGGCAAUCUCCUGAAAAAAAGAGCCUCGUUUUAUGAGAACAUCAUCAAGGCAAUGAGGCCUCAGCCUGAAUACUUUGCUGUCGGAUACUACGGCCAAGGCUUUCCUUCUUUCCUGCGGAACAAAAUCUUCAUCUACCGGGGGAAGGAGUACGAGCGGCGUGAAGACUUCAGCCUGAGGCUGCUGACCCAGUUCCCCAACGCCGAGAAGAUGACCAGCACCACGCCCCCGGGAGAGGACAUCAAGUCAUCCCCAAAACAGUAUAUGCAGUGUUUCACCGUAAAGCCAGUGAUGAGCCUGCCACCCAGCUAUAAGGAUAAACCAGUUCCAGAGCAGAUCUUAAACUACUACAGAGCCAAUGAAGUACAGCAGUUCCGGUAUUCUCGGCCAUUCCGGAAAGGAGAGAAGGAUCCCGACAAUGAGUUUGCUACUAUGUGGAUUGAAAGGACCACGUAUACAACUGCCUAUAGCUUCCCUGGGAUUCUCAAGUGGUUUGAAGUCAAGCAGAUUUCAACAGAGGAAAUCAGUCCUCUGGAGAAUGCCAUUGAAACCAUGGAGCUCACCAAUGAGAAGAUCAGCAACUGUGUCCAGCAGCACGCCUGGGACCGCUCCCUCUCCGUGCACCCCCUCUCCAUGCUGCUCAGUGGCAUCGUGGACCCAGCUGUCAUGGGGGGCUACUCCAACUAUGAGAAGGCUUUUUUUACAGAAAAGUACUUGCAGGAGCAUCCUGAAGACCAGGAGAAGAUUGAGCUGCUAAAGCGACUGAUAGCUUUACAGAUGCCUCUGCUGACAGAGGGCAUCCGCAUCCACGGGGAGAAGCUGACAGAGCAGCUGAAGCCAUUGCACGACCGGCUGUCCUCCUGCUUCCGGGAACUCAAGGAGAAAGUGGAAAAGCUCUAUGGGGUUAUAACGCUGCCACCGAACUUGACCGAGAGGAAACAGAGCCGCGCAGGAUCCAUCGUGCUCCCUUACAUCAUGUCGUCUACACUGCGGAGACUGUCCAUCACCUCCGUGGCUUCCUCUGUGAUCUCCACCUCUUCUAAUUCCUCGGAUAAUGCUCCUUCCAGACCCGGGUCUGAUGGGUCAAUCCUGGAGCCGCUUUUGGAGCGCAGGGCCUCGUCCGGGGCCAGAGUCGAAGAUCUGUCACUCAGAGAGGACAGUGAGAACCGGAUCGGCAAGUUCAAGAGAAAAGACUGGAGUCUGAGCAAGUCCCAGGUCAUAGCAGAGAAAGCACCAGAACCUGAUCUGCUGAGCCCAGCCAGAAAAGCACAAAGGCCAAAGAGUCUCCAGCUGUCGGACAGUCGGCUGACACCGUUUCACGGCUCUUCUCCUCAGCCAACAGCCCUGAGCCCACCUCCACUCACUCCUAAAUCAACCAGGACCCUGAGCUCCCCAUCGUUGCAGACAGAUGGGCUGAUGACAGCUGCUGUCCCACCACCCCCUCCCCCCAAAAGCAAGCCCUAUGAGAGCAGCCAGAGGAACUCCACAGAGGUGGCGCCCCCACUGCCUGUCCGCAGAGACGCCAAAGCCCCACCCCCACCACCUCCCAAAGCUCGGAAAUCUGGCAUCCUUUCUGCUGAGCCUGGAUCCCAGUAAGGAUCUCCUUCUCUCUCUGGAACUCUUGAGCGCCUUGGACCACUGACGCCUGAGAGCUGGCCUCCAGGAGGCAGGAUCCUCAUUGCAAGGCUCCUGCUGGCUGCCUUUCCUGAUUUGGGAUUGAAGUUCACCAGCUCAAAAAUGGGUUUUGUUCUUUUGAAAACUUCUCAGCUUGAGGCCUGAGGCCAUGCUCUAUCGCCUCCAGUCCACGUGGAAUUCUAGAAUUGGCCAUGACACCCCAGCCUCCAACACAGUGACACUGGGGGCUACAAAAGCCUGGAUCCGUUCUUUAGUGGGGGUGGUGGAGCCAUCCCAGGAACCUCCUUGGAGGAAUUUCUUGCUUUGCUUCUGAAAAGCUGCGCUUAUUAAGACUUUGUUUUCCCACGCGGAUGUACCCUAUUUCCUGUGACGUAUUUGAAGAGACUGAGAUCGAGGAUUUUGGAAGCUGGAAUAAUCUGUCUUUCUGAGACCGACUGUGUCUCUUUUGCAGAAAAGAACAUCUUUUGAAUGGAGAUCGGCUGCUUCCAAGUAUGAACGACAGUCAUUGAAAAACCGUGGACUCGGUCAUAGCCCUGAGCUCCUGUGUCCCUCCCACACCUCCCUGUGGUGUGGGAGAGCUGCCCCCGACCGCCCUCCCAUCCCCAGGAGUCCCUCACACUCCCAACUAAUGUCCCUUACUGCACAGCAGUCACUCCAUCCUACCAUGGACUCCGGAAGCUCUUUCUUUUAUAUACAGUUUCUUGUCCUGUUACCUCCUCUGAGCUCAGAUCACUGGAUAUGAGGGACUUAGACGCCCGGAUUCAGCAGCCUCUCUUCAGAUCCCAUUGGGAUGGCUCAGCGGCCCCUGUCUGCGACCUGAUUUUACCCUGGAGAAUACAGUGCAAUAUCUCUCUUUGA
Phacochoerus africanus (Common warthog) is the source of this 6827-nucleotide messenger RNA. It is a transcript of the gene DOCK5, whose product is annotated as dedicator of cytokinesis 5. NCBI's taxonomy places the organism in Eukaryota, Metazoa, Chordata, Mammalia, Artiodactyla, Suidae. Gene Ontology annotation, cellular component: plasma membrane; cytoplasm. Gene Ontology annotation, molecular function: guanyl-nucleotide exchange factor activity; small GTPase binding; GTPase activator activity. The record is from RefSeq and is a predicted model, not a curated record. Gene Ontology annotation, biological process: small GTPase-mediated signal transduction; cell migration. The transcript has 52 exons. Bases 324 to 5930 code for a protein of 1868 amino acids.